Colletotrichum truncatum is the source of this 774-nucleotide messenger RNA. RefSeq lists its product as uncharacterized. The record is from RefSeq and is a predicted model, not a curated record. Lineage: Eukaryota; Fungi; Ascomycota; Sordariomycetes; Glomerellales; Glomerellaceae.
AUGACCUUAAUCGAUACCAUUAAGGUUUUGUUGUUACAUGCCAAACAUUCUAGCUCUUACCUUCACUUUUCUGUUACCACAACCUAUGGCCUUGUUGUUGAUCUAUCCUCAGAUGAGCCGCUGAGAAUCCGCUUGGCAAAGGACAAACAGCAACUCCCUGCAGUGCAGACCGUACUCCAGGUUCCGGCAUCCAGCACCACCAAACCUUCACCAGACAUCACUCCCGAGCAACAACCAAAAAUGAGAGAGGUGGCUACGACCCAAGGGCCUCAAUCAGAGCCAGCAUCGCUACCAAUACAUCAAGAAAUACUCUCUGAGACAGAAUGUCCACCACCAUGCCAGCCACAAUAUGGCCCCCACCUGCCAGGGUUCAAAUACUACAUAUCUCCUGAUUUUGGAACAAACUUCAUGUGGUACGACUGGGGAUGGCCCGGGAAUCCUGAAGGUGGCGUCGAUGUCGCUGAUGACGAACUAGAAGAGAGAUAUUCUAAAAAUUGGUGCAACGCUUACGUGAGGUGGGUUGACCAAUACAGCGAGGCUUUCGAAACCCGAGAGUGCCAUUUGGGUGCCGAUAACGAUGUUUUCCCGGAUGUUGAAGAGCGGUACGUCUGGUUAAUAGAGGGCGCGUUGCUGGCUGCAUGGUUAGCUUUACAAGAUGGCGUUCACGAAGUCCUGUAUGGGCCGGAGAACGAUGAUAAUUACCAGUUCAGGUUCGAACGAGACGAGAUAGAUAAGACUUUGUGCCAGUUUAUUCAUUCCAUUAAGCUGGAAUAG